Molecule: messenger RNA, 1776 nt
Organism: Aspergillus eucalypticola CBS 122712
Lineage: Eukaryota; Fungi; Ascomycota; Eurotiomycetes; Eurotiales; Aspergillaceae
Product: transcription initiation factor IIA large subunit
Exons: 4
Coding region: 96-1352 (418 amino acids)
Biological process (GO): transcription by RNA polymerase II; transcription initiation at RNA polymerase II promoter
Cellular component (GO): transcription factor TFIIA complex
Source: RefSeq, a predicted model, not a curated record
GACAGAGCAAAUUUAUUUGACCCAAAAUUCAUUAAAAAUCCUUCACCUGGCUUGACAAAGCGUCUUCUCGUCCUUGUCUGAUCCCAACAGCGAUCAUGUCGAACCAGCAGGUGGGCACGGUGUUCGAUCGUGUCAUCCAGGAGGUCUGUGAUGGCUCCCAGGUGGACUUCGAGGAAAGUGGUGUGGACCAGCAAACACUGUUAGAUUUGCGCAAGAGCUGGCAGAAGAAGCUCUCCUCAUUGGGUGUCGCUCACUUCCCUUGGGAUCCGCCGCCGCCGCAAGCCGCUCCCCCUCAAACACAAAAUAUCCUCCCUCCCACCGCAACUGUGCCGUCAAAUGCUCCUCGGCCUGGACCACCCCCUCAACCACAGCAUCAUGUUCCUCCUCCCCCUCCUCAACAGCAACCCAUCCCUCAGUCCGUCCCCGCUACGGCACCUCCGCUCCAAGCUCCUGCUCCGGUUGGGGCCGGCCCCAAUGCCAUGGGUCAACAACAACAACCUCACAUCAAGACCGAACCUGGCGUCAACGGUCAGCCUGGGAUGAUGCCGAUGAAUAAUAUGAUGAUGUCAAACUCCUCCAACCCACAGUCUGCUCAAGAACGGGCUGCCAAUAUGCUUCGUCAGCGUUACGGAGCUGCAGCCGCUAACUCAGUCAGUCAGCUGCAAGCACAGUCACAGGCCCAAGCAGCCAUGGCCAUACCUGGCCAGCCGCGCCCCCAACCUAUGCAGCAUGUACCCACCGGGCAGGCUCCACAGAUCAAGCAAGAACCGGGGUAUCCCCCUGUGUCUCAGCCCCCUGUCGGCAAUACUCAAACGGACGGUGCCGGUGAUGAUGCCUUGUCUGCAUGGAAGGCUGAGGUUGCACGGAGGCGGGAAGCUGCCGAACGCCAGGGAGGAGAAGGUGAUCGUCUCCUUCGUGACCAUCUCAGACAACAGAUGCUCCAAUUAGAAGGCGGUGGUCUGAUGCUGCCUCUCGACGAACAUGACUACUCAUCGAAGACAUCGACUCGUGGGCUGGUGGCUACCCAAGCAGAGCCAGUUGAUGUGUCAGCAGUUGCUGGUUCCUCAUCUCAUCCAGCCAAGGUCCUCGGUGCUCAAUUCGACGGCCCCGGUGGUGAUGAUGAAAGGGAUGAGGAUGAUGAGGAUGCCAUCAAUUCUGAUCUUGACGACCCUGAUGACCUUGUUGCUGAGGAUCAUGAUGCUGAAGAUGCCGUAGGCCAGGUCAUGCUUUGCACCUAUGACAAGGUUCAACGCGUGAAGAACAAGUGGAAGUGCACCCUCAAAGAUGGUAUCUUGACCACUGGUGGCAAGGAGUACGUCUUCCACAAAGGUCAAGGAGAAUUCGAGUGGUAGAUGUGCGUAAGCAUCAUCCAUUUACUCCGGAUAAAUCCCAGAACAUGUAUUCUCUUCUCCAUACCUCUUUCUAUGUUCUACUGGCCUCGUUUAUACUCAGCAUAUAAAAAUCCCAGAUCUGACUCAGGAUUCUAUGAGUAACGAAACCCAUAUCUGGUUCCUUUUUUCUUCUUCCAACUAUGUCUGGAUGGUCGGUGCAAGCGGAAAUUUGCCUCAAAUGACGAUUUGAUUUUCACGAAGUAAACAAACAACACCGGGAUUCCUGUUUCCUUUUCACUUUUUGUCCUUGAUUUUAACACCUUUUUUUUUUUCUUUACUUUCCUCAUACUCUUUGCUUCUUCCCCACAUUGGAUGUAUGUGGCGCUUAUGAGGUGGACGGCGGUUCCUUUUCAAGUUCAAGCUGUACUAGAAUAACAUAUCUGAA